Solea solea (common sole) is the source of this 3394-nucleotide messenger RNA. It is a transcript of the gene elmod1, whose product is annotated as ELMO/CED-12 domain containing 1. The record is from RefSeq and is a predicted model, not a curated record. Gene Ontology annotation, molecular function: GTPase activator activity. The coding region runs from base 185 to 1168 and encodes 327 amino acids. The transcript has 11 exons. Lineage: Eukaryota; Metazoa; Chordata; Actinopteri; Pleuronectiformes; Soleidae.
AGGUCCGGCCCUGCCUGGCAGAGUGUCAUCAUGAUGGAGGAAAAGCAGGAGAGGCAGGUUGUUUAGCCGAGGAGUGAAGAAGAGGAAGAGAAAAACACUGCACUCCGACACAGCCUCUGCUUUAAUUCACCUGUUAUUAUUACACGCCGGCCUUUCCUCCAUCAGCAGAACGAGAUCUGACAACAUGAAGCAUUUCCUCAGAGCGGUGAGCCAGUUCUUCGUCUUCCUCUACUGUAAGUUCCUGUGGCGAGGACUGAAGUUUGUCGCCAGGAAGUUCACGGGACGAUGUGAGCUGCAGAGAAUCUGCUACAACAACAAGCACGGAGCCCGCAGGACCCUCAAGAUAGAAUCGUCUCUGAAAUACUCUAAGAAUGGGCUGCUUCAGUCGGCCCUCAGCGUCCAUCCUGACAAAGUGGAGAAGACCAUUGAAGACAUCAUGUCCUUGAAGAAGAUCAACCCGGACACAAACCCACAGCUGAGUAUUUCCCUGCAGGCCAGUCUGCUGCAGAUCGUCGGCUACAGGAAUCUGGUGAUGGAGGUGGAGAAGCUGCGCAGAGAACCAUACGACUGUGAAAACCCCGAGCACGAGGACAUGCUGAUGAAGCUGUGGAAGGAGCUGCGCGCCGACACGCCUCUCACCGGCCGCAUCUCCAAACAGUGGUGUGAGAUCGGUUUCCAAGGCAACGAUCCAAAGACUGAUUUCAGAGGCAUGGGCCUGCUGGGUCUGCACAACCUGCUGUAUUUUGCAGAACACGACAAAGCGACUGCUCUGCAGAUGCUCAACGACUCGCUGCAGCCAAAGCACAAUGAGAUUGACAAGGCUGAGUGGGAACAGAAGAACCUUGACAAAGCUAUCGGUUAUUCCUUUGCCAUCGUGGGCAUCAACAUCACAGACCUGACUCACGCUCUGCUGGUGAGUGGAGCUCUGAAGACUCACCUGUACAACGUGGCUCCAGAGACGCCCAGUCUGCUGCACUUCCAGCAAACCUUCUGUUACCUGAUGCAGGAGUUCCACCGGUUCUGGAUCGAGGAGGAUCCCAGCGACAUCAUGGAGUUCAACCGGGUCCGCUCCAAGUUCCACAGGAGGAUCCUGCGGCAGCUGAAGAACCCGGACAUGGCUCUGUGUCCCCACUUCUCCGCCUCUGACCUCCACCUGGUUAACCUCUAAACACACACACACACACACACACACACACACACACACAGUCCAGACCCCCCCCCCCCACACUGAACCCCACAUGUCCCCACAGAGCCCAGUUAUCCCCCAGGUGUCCGCCAGUCCCAAAACCCUUUACACUCAAACAGAGAUGGUUCCUAAAACAGCUGGACACAUCUGGGGGGGGGCGUCUCUCUUUCCUCUGCUCCGCCCACCUCGUCCCAGCUAACACGUCAUGUCGCGUCACUGCCAACAGCUCACACACACACACACACACGCACACACGCACGCACACACACUGCCUCUACGCCUUCACUGCACUGUUAGACCACCAGCAUCAGAGAUGACCAUAGCGAUUGUAGCUCUGCAUGAGGAGGCCGCGCCACCGCACCACUGCGCCACCACGUCACCACAUCUCACACACACACACACACACACACACACACUAAUUUCCUGUUUCACGUUGCUUUAAUGGUUCAUGAUUGAUUGUAUCACAGCCGUUACACCUCAGUUUAGUCAUUUAUUUAACAAACCAAACUUGAGUUUUCCAAAUCCAAUCGCUCAUCAGCUCAGUAUUGUAUUCUGGCAGUUAAAGCUGGUCGUUAACCUCUAUUAACUGAUUUGUGUGAAUAUGGAGAAUCUUUAGGCAAUGGACAAGAUUCUGGGGCUCGUUUGACCAAUCGUAUUUGAGCAGGCUUGUUUCCUAGUGUCCUUGUAUCGGUUAUCGUCCUGGUGGAGCUCCAAGAAGACGAUCUCUUUAUUCAACUUGGUUAUCUAGAGGAAGUAAAAGUUGUUUCCGUCUGGUUCGCUCGACUGAGUCAGCGGCUGCAGAUACUUGUUUAUAACUGUCAGCCAACAGUGUUGGGGAAAGUUCAUUUUCAAAUAACUUCAUCUCUUUGUUGCAGUGACAGGUUCAUUUUACCUGAGCUCAACUUUCAUUUUACUGUGAUAUUCUUGUGCUUUUUUAAAGAAAAGGUACAACUUUCCGCAAAAGUAAACGCUCUUGACGGCUGAACUGCAGAAUUCUGUGCAACCGACUUGGCUGAUUUUACUUUUCCUGUUGCAAAAAAUGUGCAGGAAUAAAUCGCAGCAAAAUAAAAGCAACAGAUUACUUAAAAAUAAGCAACUAAAUAACUUGAGUACUUUAAUUGUUUACUUUUUACAUUACAAAAAUAAUCUUAGUACCCGGUAAAAAGUUUCCCCAACACACUUGGCCAAAAACCUGUUGUUGACAGUUGUGAAAAAAUAAAACUGUAUUUGGGGAAAACAGCUCAGUUUGGAGCCCCAAAAUAUUGACCACAGGCUAUAAGAGGUUGAUAUGUGUCAAAAACAAGUUUUUAAUUCAAAGUGAAGAGCUAUAAAUAUAUAUAUAUAUAUAUGAGUUUAGAAGAAGAUUUAGAUCAUAUUAAGUCGCGCUGAUUCAAUCAAGAGCAAUCAAACAUCAGAGUCAGUUCAUCUCUUAACUUUGUAUAUGGCGGCGAGUAUUAUAGAUUGUAUUUUAGGUACUUACUUAUUAUACCGACAUUUACACCUAAGAUUUCUACCUUUUGCCAAAUCAUGGAAUGUGGAGAGUUUAAAAUUAGAGCAGCAUUUUGUUUCUUGUAAACCUGUAAAAAAAGAGAAAAAAAAGAAAAGCUGUUCAUAAAUACUUUAAAUAAAUACUUUGUGCUGUAGCAUUUGGCAACAUUGUUUCCAACAUUGGACACUAAAAGAGUUUCUUCUCUUCUUCUUCUAAUAUUUUGACAUUAUUUCUUAUGCACAUGUUUACACGCGGUAGAAGUAUUUAAAAAAUACUAUAAUAUGAACCUUUUUUUUUACGGGAUUACGACAGCGUUUGCCUUUUUUGAGCCCCGCGCACAUAAAGUAUGUUCUUUUACGAAUGUUUUUCACAUCCACGAUUGUUUGCUUCUACUUUAAUUCAUUGAAUGUGACACUGUGUCCACUGUUGUAUCAGCCAAAGCAAUAAUUUACAUUCACGCCACUGCACAUUUCUGGAAUUGUGUUGAUGUAUUUGCACCACGCGCGCCUAAGUGCUCGCUAACUCAGAGCUGGGAUCUGUCAAACAGUGUGAAGGAGAUCAGGGCUGCAACUAACAAUUAUUUUCAUAAUCAAUUAUUUCUGGUGAGUAAUUUCUUGAUUAAUUGAUUUGUUGUUUGGUCAACAUCGAAUGUUAGAAAAUGUUGAAAAAUGGGGAUUAUCGUUUUUCAAAUCGAGAAAUGAUGAUGUUCUCAAACGUCU